AUGAAUAUCUUUUCCAUUCUUCUGACAUCCUGUCUAGUAGGACUUUGUAACUGCAAGGGCUCCAGACUUCCCACUGACAGACUAUCUAUCCAGGUUCUAGACGACUAUGCAGAAGAUGAAAUUUUGACUGGUGAUUUUGUAGAGGAGACAAGGAAAGGUGGAUCUAGCGGCAGAAGACUGGUCUGGGAUCUUGCUAAUGGAACUGUCUAUGAAGAAGAGUAUAUACAGCCAUCAGCUCGUAGACGUAAUACUGGAAAGGUAGAAUAUCUGACGGUGGAAGAAUCAGCUGAACAGGAUGGAGUUACUCUGGAUCUUACCAGUCCAGAUAAGGAUGAGUGCGAAUUCUUCGAGUAUUCCUUUGUUGCAAACACAGUGAAACUCAUUGUUCCUAAUAAAGGUGUUAGCGUCUCCAAGCUUGUGAACGGCAGUGAAGAUAUCUACACCCUUUCCUCUGGAGAAACAUUUGAUCAUGCUAAAGCCUACCUAAACAAGGAUAAGAAGCCUGAACUUGUUCUUGUAGUAACUAGGACAUCUGGCGCUUCUAAGGAGUACUAUCUUGAACUUAAAGAUGGGAAGUGGACGGUCUGUGAUAAUCAUGGAGAAAAGAUGCUAGGUUUAAGGGUUCCUGCCGAACGUACUUCAGACAUUGACCUUUCCUUUAAAACUAGUACUGAUCAGUGCACAAUAUUUGAAACAGAGUUACUAGGCGUUACAACUAAGCACUUUUACCCUAAACCUGGCCAUGUCGCUAUCCAAGUAAAGGAUGGUAACGAGGAACUAUGGAAUGGUGGAAACGGUGACUAUUGCCUUUCUUGUCUUGUUUAUAGAAAAGGGAAUGUAAAACUACUAGAAAUAAUUGUCGUGGAGAAUUCGUCAGGAAGAGGCAGAUACUUUGAGAGGAAUGUUGGUGGAGAAUGGAGGAGCAUUACUGAGGAAGAGUAUGAUCAGAAACUUGCUGAUAUUAAGGGUAAUUCUGGUGGUAAAUCUUCUGUAGAAGACUAUAAAGAAUAUCUUAAUCUUAUUUCCACAAUAGCACCUCGUAGUGGACAGUAUGGCUUUGAAACUCCCCAAUUUGUUCCCCCGCUUGCUGACUAUUCUAGACAACAUAGUUUCAGUCCUCCACCAGAUCCCAAAACGUUGGAUCUUGCCUCUCUUACGGAUCCCCGCUACAAGACGGUUGACGUCGACAUUGCUGGAGCGCCUGCAAGGGUUUACAUAAUAAAUCACAGGGAAGAUGUAAAGGAGGUUAAGUAUAAUGGAAAGGAAGUAUGGAAAGCAUAUGAUGUCCUUGAUGCAAGUGGAUACACUACUCCAGGGAAAUGUGCUUAUUGCAUAACAUUCCUCAGGGGUACUGGCACUGCUAUGAUACUAGUUAAUAUACAUAAUGUGACUGUCUACCGGGAAAUCUUCAGGUACAAGGAAAAGACGGGAUAUUUUGGUGGAGGCGGACCUGGUUGGUCAAGAUCAAUAACGGAAUAUGCUCAGGAAAUUGCCGCUCUGAAAACAUGCACAGGUCCUCCAACCAAGUUUACCCUAGACAUUUCCUCCGCAAAAGGUAACGGUAGGUUUAAGCUCAAGAAGUCCGUUGUCGAGGGCAUAACCAUCCGCUAUUACUCCUCCAAGCCUGGCAAUCUCAUAGAAAAAGUUGUGGAUGGGUCAGCUGGCCUAUGGAAUGCUGAGCAUGACACCGUUUGUUACCUCUGUGAACUCCAUUCCAAGGGUACCUCUAAACUGCUGAGAAUACACACUGAGCAAAAUUACAAGAUUAAACUCCACUAUUUCGAGAAUGAAGGCUCUGGAUGGAGUACUCUGAAAAAAUAUGAAUUUGAAGAAAGACUUGAAAGAAUGCAGUAG
Molecule: messenger RNA, 1854 nt
Organism: Theileria equi strain WA
Lineage: Eukaryota; Apicomplexa; Aconoidasida; Piroplasmida; Theileriidae
Exons: 1
Coding region: 1-1854 (617 amino acids)
Source: RefSeq, a predicted model, not a curated record